Penicillium samsonianum is the source of this 2097-nucleotide messenger RNA. RefSeq lists its product as uncharacterized. Gene Ontology annotation, molecular function: sequence-specific DNA binding; DNA-binding transcription factor activity, RNA polymerase II-specific; zinc ion binding. The coding region runs from base 1 to 2097 and encodes 698 amino acids. Gene Ontology annotation, biological process: positive regulation of transcription by RNA polymerase II. The record is from RefSeq and is a predicted model, not a curated record. NCBI's taxonomy places the organism in Eukaryota, Fungi, Ascomycota, Eurotiomycetes, Eurotiales, Aspergillaceae. Gene Ontology annotation, cellular component: nucleus. The transcript is spliced from 3 exons.
AUGGACCUUAAAACAAGACUGCGCAAGGCCUGCGAUGCCUGCAGUAUUCGGAAAGUGAAGUGUGAUACCGGUGGGCCACCUUGUCGGUCGUGCGCUAGCUUGGAUAUUCCCUGCACCUAUGAAAGACCAAGCAGACGCCGCGGGCCUCCUAACCGCCAUGCAGAGGCAUUUAAGAAACAGAAGCGGGAACCUGAAGAUACAGCGUCGCUAAGCCCGGCAGACUAUCCGUCGGCGACGACUCCCUUAGCAACGCCAUUCACCAACCCUCAAUCUGCAUCGUUCUCCCUUUCGGUAGAAUCGAUUUGUUCUUUGCACACAAUGCAGAUGUUGCUCGAUGACUUUUUUACUUACAUUCAUCCUUUGGUCCCAAUUCCACAUGAGCCUUCUUUUCGAGCAGCCUUUGAACGCCGGGAAGAUGUAACCAACCACACAUUUUUGGCACUUUUGGCGUCAAUGAUUGGACUGCUAGUGGCUUCCUUCCCUCGACGACCUAAGCUCCGACUCAACACUGAAGCCGAACGCACCGCUUUCCCCAAUUCUAUAGCUCUAGUAAAGCGGUGCCUUGACGUUGCGAUUCAAGCCCGCGGGACCGGAUAUCUUGAUCGCAACGCCACAGUCUACGAUGCAGCGAUCAGCUAUUUUCUCGCUGUAUGUGCCGGGUAUAUUUACAAUAUGCGCCGAUGCCGUGUGUACCUGUCGGAAUGCCGAGCCAUGCUCCAAGUGUAUGAUUUAUGCCGGUCUCCGACCACCACCAACCGCCCGUCCUCGGCAUUAGGACCCCUCAGCCCACUAUCACCGGCCUCAGUAAUGGUGCAGGAUUCACCAACACAUAAUUUCACGGAAAGCCAAGGCGUCGACCUCAUCACUCAAGAGCUCGGCCGGCGUCUGUUCUAUGUCACCUUAGUCGGAUAUCAGACAUUACACCAGAUGGGCUCUUCAGAUAUCAAGGUUCAUGUUCCUCCAGAGACACCAACGCACCGUUAUCCACCACUCCCGCUGGAGAUCGACGAUGAAUUUUUAUUCUCAACACACGUUGAACCGCAGCCAUCCGACCGAGUUUCACAGCUAGUCGGAUUCAACGCAAAUGUCCGCGUCUACAGCUCAUAUACCGCCCUGCUAGCUUGGGAAAUAGCGUUUGGCAGCGGUCAAAUCUUUGAUUGGGAGCACCAGCGCAACUCCAUUUGGGACUGUCUCAAGCAAGCAAAAUCUGCACUAAUCAAUGUUCCUGCUGAGUUGUCUCUCCACCAUCCGAAACACAUAUCCCCGGCGGAUUUGUCCGGUCUUGGCGGAGAUGACACAUUCUUCAGCUACUCGAACGAUCAUAUCCACCAAGAACGACGUGCUAUACAGUAUGAGAUCCAGAAAGCCAAUAUCUAUGCUAGUCAGUUAUGCACCCGGUCCUAUCUGGUCGAGAAGUACUGGAGCCUUUUCGAGACGUUUUCAAAGUACGGAAAGUCGCCUAAAUUCACGACCCCGGGCAGCUCCACGCCACAUAUCAAAAUCGAAGGAAGGCCCAAUCCGGUACCGAGUGCGAGUGCGACUCCCACUGGUACAGCCCCGUCAGAAGCCAACACCGAAGCUCAACCUCAUGCACAAACAGACCAUAUUGGCCGCAUGAUGGCCGAAGAGCGCAAACUGGUCAUCAAAGAUCUCUUCGUGCUAGUACGAACGGUGAACGAAGUGAACAUGGAGCCAAAUGGCGCAAGCAUUACCAAUAAAAUCCGCCAAGUAGCAUCCACCCUCCUCAGCGUCUCCCACCGACCAAAUCAACCCAACACCGAAAUACCAAACCCCACAACCGCUGCCGCACCAUCACCAUCACCAACGACCGCGCCGUCAGGCCUCCACAUCCUCACCGCCGCAGAGGCGGAGUCUUACCUGCACGCAUUCAUCGAGACGCUUGUCCGGCUGGAAUGCCAUUCUCCCAUGGGUGAUGCAGCCAGUCCUGCCGACGGCAUCAGUCCGCAGAUGAACGGCCGCGCUAUGAGCUAUCUGAGUGAUUAUGAGCGGGAUCAAGAAGAAUUGAGCCAGUGGGCGAGUUUGAAGGAAUAUCAGCAGAAGUUUGCGGAAGCUGGUGGUGUUCUGAAUCAGUUGUAG